AUGUCUGGUAUUAAAAAAGCUGGUGUUUUAGGUGCAACUGGUUCAGUUGGUCAAAGAUUUAUAUUAUUAUUAUCUAAGCAUCCAGAAUUUAAAAUUCAUGCAUUAGGUGCAAGUUCAAGAUCGAGUGGUAAAAAAUAUUCAGAUGCAGUUCAGUGGAAACAACAAGAUAUCUUACCUGAAUCAGCUUCAAAUAUUAUAGUUGAAGAAUGUAAACCAGAUGGAAAUUUUAAAGAUUGUGAUGUUGUUUUUUCAGGUUUAGAUUCUGAUGUAGCUGGUGAAAUUGAAAAAAAUUUUGUUGAAUCUGGUUUAGUAGUUAUAUCAAAUGCUAAAAAUUAUAGAAGGGAACCAAAUGUCCCAUUAGUUGUACCAAUAGUUAACCCUGAACAUAUUAAUCUUGUUGAAAAUAAAGUUAAACUGGAGCUUGCAAAAGGUAAUGAAAAACCUGGAUUUUUAAUUUGUAUAUCAAAUUGUUCAACUGCUGGAUUAGUUGCACCUUUAAAGCCUUUGGUUGAUAAAUUUGGUCCAAUUGAUGCAUUAACUGCAGUUACAUUACAAGCUAUAUCUGGUGCUGGAUUUUCACCUGGUGUUUCAGGUAUGGACAUUUUAGAUAAUAUAGUUCCUUUCAUUUCUGGUGAAGAAGAUAAAUUAGAAUGGGAAACUAAAAAGAUAUUAGGUGGUAUUAAUUCAAAUGGAACUGAGUUUGAACCUAUUUCAGAUGAUAAAAUGAAAGUUAGUGCUCAAUGUAAUAGAGUUCCAGUUAUAGAUGGUCAUACAGAAUGUAUAAGUCUUAGGUUUGCAAAUAGACCACCACCAUCAGUUGAAGAAGUCAAAAAAUGUUUAAGAGAAUAUGUUUGUGAUGCAAGUAAAUUAGGAUGUCAUUCAGCACCAAAACAAACAAUUCAUGUUUUAGAACAACAGGAUAGACCACAACCAAGAUUAGAUAGAGAAAGAGAUAAUGGAUAUGGUGUUUCAGUUGGUAGAAUUAGACAAGAUUCAUUAUUGGAUUUUAAAAUGGUUGUAUUAUCUCAUAAUACAAUUAUUGGAGCUGCUGGUUCAGGUAUUUUGAUAGCAGAAAUAUUAAAAGCAAAGAACUUAAUUUAG
Insectozyma verbasci is the source of this 1101-nucleotide messenger RNA. The record is from the annotation of a GenBank genome assembly. Lineage: Eukaryota; Fungi; Ascomycota; Pichiomycetes; Serinales; Debaryomycetaceae.